Molecule: messenger RNA, 1599 nt
Organism: Eufriesea mexicana
Lineage: Eukaryota; Metazoa; Arthropoda; Insecta; Hymenoptera; Apidae
Exons: 4
Coding region: 1-1599 (532 amino acids)
Biological process (GO): engulfment of apoptotic cell; phosphatidylserine exposure on apoptotic cell surface; apoptotic process involved in development
Cellular component (GO): plasma membrane
Source: RefSeq, a predicted model, not a curated record
AUGGCAAACAAUUUAGAUUCAGUUUGUAAAAAGAAGUCUACAUGUUUUCUACAAAUCCCUUUGAAGUCAACUGAACAAAUUUAUUUAAUCUUUUUAAUUCCAACAUUGAUUAUCAGUAUAAUAUAUAUAAUUCAUUUUUCUGCUGAUUUAGUAGUUGCUAUACAACAUUUCAAAGAAAAUAAUAUUGUUUGGGGUUGUUGUACUAUUAGUUUCAUGUAUGCACCUGCAAUUAUGUAUUUUAUAUUAACUAUUUCAAGACCAGAUUGGUGGAUGUCAAAUGAUGAUAAAUUAACAAAAGGUUUUUUUUGUUGGUCUUGUCUUCAAUUUUGUCAACUGGUGGGCUUUGUUUUUUUUUCUCUUUAUAGAUUUGCUGGUCUCAUAGUAUUAUGUAUUGAAGCUAUAAUAUUAACUGGGAAAGAGAGAACAAAGACUUUAAACAUAGCAGCUGCUCCUGCAGCUAUAGAAUUAUAUUUUUUUUUACAAGCAUGGUUUCAAGCAGCUCCACAAGCUAUUUUUCAAGCACAUUUACUUUUUCGUCAAUCAUCAUUUCAGCAAAGUCAUCAAUCUGCAGUUGUAAAGGUGCUUUCUAUUACUAUGUCAAUUGUGAUACUUGCUAUUCAAACUACCUCUUUUCAAAGAUUUGAGAGUCAACGUAUUAAUGGAAGGAAAUUACCAUGGGCAAUGUGGUUCAAAAAAUAUUGUGUUCAGGAACUUCAUGAUUUUGAAGUAAGAACUCCUUUAAAGCUGCCUAAUAUAAAUAGCAUUAAUGCCACAGAGGAUGCUCUAGAACAAAAAGAAUCUAUAAAAGAUCAUGAAGAAGAUAAGGAACAAUGUGACAACUCGCACAUUUCUUUAGAUCGUCAAGUAUCUGUAACACCUCCUUUACCACCUAAAAAUGCACAUAUUACCCCACCUCCAACUCCUUUGCGUGGGAUUACUACAGUUACACCUUUGCCUAUACCCGAUAUACCAGCUCCACCAAGACCAGACUCUAUUUGUAGAGUUCCAGAAACUUCAGAAUCUGAGAAAUUAUUUGCUAAAUCAGUAUCUAUUGCAGAAGUACAGAAAAACACCAAGACCAUACAAAAUUUAAAAAUUCCACAACGAAGAUAUUCAACAAAAGGUUUAGAAGAAGAUGAUCCUAUGGGAAAAUUUUUGAGUUUCUUAUGGUGGUUCUUUUUCAUUUUAGCACGUAUACUUACUAUUGCAGUAGUCUAUGAGUUUUAUCCUAUUUACUUAUCCAUUGUGCUUAGUAUACAUUAUGGUAUUAUGUUAAUAUACCUUUUUUAUUAUACAAGAUAUUAUGAUAUUAUUGCUUUUUUUCUUAAUUUAUGGCUAGGAUUAGUAUAUAUUGUUAGUUUAAUUGAAUAUAGAAUUAAAUUUAAAUAUGCAGAUAAAUGGAUAUUACCGUAUUAUAUUUUUGUACUAAUACAAAAUACAUUUUUAACAUUAUCUUGGUACUUUUAUACAGAUUGGGAUGGAUUUUGGUAUACUUAUGUAUUUUAUGUAAUUUUUGGAAGUAUGAUGCUAUGUAUUUUAUCAACUAUAAUUUAUUGUGCUUUACUUAAACCAAAAAAAUGUAGGAUAUACACCAGCUGA